Molecule: messenger RNA, 2197 nt
Organism: Desarmillaria tabescens
Lineage: Eukaryota; Fungi; Basidiomycota; Agaricomycetes; Agaricales; Physalacriaceae
Product: BRF1-domain-containing protein
Exons: 7
Coding region: 1-1824 (607 amino acids)
Biological process (GO): transcription preinitiation complex assembly; transcription by RNA polymerase III; DNA-templated transcription initiation
Cellular component (GO): transcription factor TFIIIB complex; nucleus; transcription preinitiation complex
Molecular function (GO): RNA polymerase III general transcription initiation factor activity; RNA polymerase III type 3 promoter sequence-specific DNA binding; TBP-class protein binding
Source: RefSeq, a predicted model, not a curated record
AUGCCUACUUGCACCGAUUGCGGAGGAACUGUUAUCGAGUACGAUGCAGCUGCAGGAAAUGGAUUCUGUGUUGCCUGUGGGACUGUUGUCGAGGAGAACACCAUCGUCAAUGAGGUCGUCUUCGGGGAAACCAGCUCGGGAGCGGCCAUGGUGCAGGGUUCAUUUGUCGGAUUGGGUUCAACUCACGCCAGGAUGAGUGGUCCGUAUGGCAAUAGGGGAAAUUCCGAGAGCAGGGAACAAACAAUCGCCAACGCUAGCAAGAAAAUACAGAGUAUUGCGAAUGUCUUACGGCUAUCAGAGAGCGUCUGUCUAGCCGCGACUAGAAUGUACACGCUUGCUGUGGAGCACAAGUUCACCAAAGGUCGCAAAAGCAUGAACGUCGUUGCUGUGUGUCUGUACGUCGCGUGUCGACAGAAGGAGACGCGGAAUUACAUGCUCAUUGACUUCUCCGAUCUACUGCAAGUCAAUGUAUUUGAACUCGGUCAUACAUAUCUCCAAUUGGUGCAGACAUUGAAUCUUCGACUUCCUCUUGUCGAUCCAUCUCAUUACAUAUCCCGCUUCUCUGCAUUGCUCGAAUUUGGCGAUGAAACUCACAAAGUCGCCACUGACGCCGUACGGCUCGUGCAACGGUUCGACCGUGAUUGGAUGACUCGUGGACGGCGGCCCGCUGGUAUCUGCGGUGCGGCCCUGCUACUGGCUGCCAGAAUGAACAACUUCCGGCGAAGUAUGGAAGAGAUCGUCCAAGUCGUAAAGAUUGCCGACACAACAUUGAAGAAACGCUUGGACGAAUUCAAGAACACACCGAGCGGUGAGCUGACUGUCGGUGACUUUCGGAGCGUGUGGCUGGACGAGGAAGUUGAUCCACCCGCUUUUACGAAGGGACGGGAAAAAGAAGAGGAGGAGCGAUUGAUCAGAGAGGGCGACGAAGAAGCUCUCGAGAAAUUGAGAAAGAAGAAAGGUAGACGAAAAGGGAAAAGAAAAAGAGAAGAAAGCGAUGAAGAAGUAAUGCCUGAUAUGUCUGAGCAGGUUGCCAAAGGUUUUGAUUCGUCCCUCUUGAACGAAGGCAUUCUCUCUGGAACAACUGUAGGCCCAACGCCUCUCUUCUACCCUGCUCCUGAUGAUGUUCCCAUUGAUCCUGCGUUUCUGGAUACAUCUUCGAUACCUACGCCUACGGCCAUCGACGAGACAGUAUCAACUGCGGUGGCAGAGGAGGUGUCGGCAUACCUUCAGAACCCUCAAGGGGCCAUGUUAAGCGGGGCUCUGGAUGAGGCAGAGCAGAGACGGUUAGCAGGUAUCAGUGUUGUCGACGAGCUUACGGGACUUGACGAAGAAGAGCUCGAUCGGUUCCUGCUAAGCGAAGAGGAGGUAAAGAUUAAAGAACGCGUAUGGGUGGAGUUAAACAGAGAUUAUCUGGAAGCAUUGGCAGCUAAAGGCGAUCAGUCAAAUACCACUACCAGAAGCAAGAAGCGCCGAAAAACGAAGCCUCGGGACUCAACCACCGCUCAUGGGGCAACAACUGCUGAGAGCGUGAAGAACAUGAUCAAGAAGAAUCCUAAAUAUAGCAAGCGUAUCAAUUACGAUGCUUUAAAGGAUUUGUUCGUGGACGGUGGGGCUGUCCCGACAUUAGACGAAAAAGACGAAGCCAAUUUGUACACCAUGGACGACAAGAGUGAUGGAGAAGGUGGCGGGGCGCUUCUGGUCAUUGAAGAAGAUUCGGCACCUCCUCAGCCGCCGCCUGAGGAUGACAAGGAUGACGACAAAGAAGGUGAGGACGCCGCAGCUGACGACAUUGGUUGGGACGACGUCUACGAGCAAGAAGUCUAAGAUAACAUGUACAACGGACAUCAAGUUCACUUGUAUAAUUAGCUUGCUUUGAUGUAUUCGUAGAUUAUUCUGCUCGCACACUUGUAAUGAAGGGGAAUCAGGGAAACCAAUAUGCAUUAUACUGUAUUUUAUCACUGAAAUAGCAGGGGGAAGAAAUUAUUCUUCCUUCUUGGAUCCGACACGCUUCUCAGCCUCAGUAAUGGCGGCGUUGUCAGUUUGAGGGCCGGUAGCUAAACGUAAUGAUUGAGCACAAACAAGGUUUGGAAAUUUGACACUUACCUCCGAAAAACCCUGGAGGCGAUUUGAAGGGGCGCUUCAAGUCACCCUCGGCUGGCUUGCCAAAGAUAUGGAUAGCGACGAGCUUGGCAUCAUA